Messenger RNA from Eriocheir sinensis (Chinese mitten crab), 4083 nucleotides. Its product is annotated as trithorax group protein osa-like. The coding region runs from base 419 to 2716 and encodes 765 amino acids. NCBI's taxonomy places the organism in Eukaryota, Metazoa, Arthropoda, Malacostraca, Decapoda, Varunidae. The transcript has 3 exons. The record is from RefSeq and is a predicted model, not a curated record.
GUAGUGGUCGGGCGCACACGAGUGGCUCUGGCAGUCUGGCUGUUCUCUCUGUCCGUGGUGUUGCUGACUCGGAACACUUGAGACUUGAGUGAGACUUUUAACACACUGCACACCCUGCAGUUGGAUAUUACGACCUCAAGGAGAGUUCUUCGCCUGCAGCCACGUGCGUCUCACUUGAAGGUCAGGUGUCCUUGGGAGCAGCGGCCGCCAGCUUAGGCCGACUCACAGAAAACGGUGGAGCUCAGUGCUGGGCCGUGAGCGCGCCAAAACGGAGGCAGCGCCCGCCGAGAGCGCACGUGUGUUUGUCGCUCCCACUCAGUCGUCCUCAUCCUCUCUUUGACACGUGCAACCGUCACCUCUUAGUGAUGAUCCGGCCAGGAGCGGGGCGAGGCCGGGUCCCUGCGGGACGUAGCUAGCCAUGGCGAGUGGGUCGCACCACUGCAAGGACUGCGGCUUGUACUUCGAGAGCGCGCGGUCCCUCGAAGUGCACCUUCAGUAUCACAAGGAAAACUUAAUGAACAUGUGGAUGGGAAGUGACGAACGUGGGCGUGAGGGUGGUGCUCCGGCGCCCUCCCCCGGACAGGGUGGUGAACUUACGCCCCUGGGAGUGGGUAGCGGGGACGGAGGACUUGUGAGUAGUUCAGUGCAGAGUGUUAACACGGGCGUCAGCUCCAGCGCCUUCACCGCUCCUUCUCCGAUGCAGUACGAGUACAAGAUGUCCCCUGGACUCCAGUCCCCUCAAGGGGGAGUGGUUGUGCCACAGGGACCACCCUCUGGACAUGGCAUCUCUGUUGGGUUCCCCCAGCAGUCACCUGGAGGCUUCUACCCCGACUACGGCCAGCAGCAGCACCACCAGCAGCAGCCGCAACAGUUCCCCGGGUACCAGCUGGGCUUCCUCAACGGGGGCUUUGACGAUGGCUUCUAUGGGCGCGGGCCGGCCACGGCGCCUAGGUUCCACCCGUACAUGGGUCGAUCCCCGGCGCCCACGCCCUCGCCUGGGAACCCGCCCCCCGACAUAAAGGAGGAGAUGUCCACAACCGACACGCCAGAGAUCCUCGACCUAGACUCCCAAAAGGUGCUGGGCAGCAGCGCUGUGUCGCAGCCGCCCCAGCCUCAGUCAGGGCCUCUCCCUCCCAUGUGGCGGCCCCAUGAGCAGUUCCCCGCUCCGAGUGGAAUGCCUAUGGGAAGCCUCCCGCCCAUGCAGCAGCCUGGUUUCCCGCCGGGCCCUCCACCUCCACCACAACACAUCCCACCGCUGGGGGGAAGCAGCUCCUUCCUCUCGGGAGGUGGGGGCGGCAUCGGGGGCUACCACCCACAGGGCCUGGCAACAGCCCCCCAGGCCAUGACCAGCCCCAGCAGCGUGUUCGGGGCUCCUCCUCCAUCGCCGCGGGAAACAGCUCCACCUUCAGAGUUCGCCUCUAACGUUAAAAGGCCGAAAAGCUUCAAAUGUGAGGACUGCAAUAAGUGGUUUACGAGCCAUGGACACCUGAAGCGACACUACAACACGACCCUGCAUAAGAAUAUGACCAAACUCAACGGCAACAACGCUUCCCGCUCCACCCCUGACCCCACCCGCCCACCAAUUCUCUCUCCGGGUGCCAAAAGCAUUGGUGAAGCCUCCAACAUCUCCAGCCAGGACGAGGAGAGCAACCUGUCGGCCACGGACGCCCUGGAAACCCCUCCGCCUCCGACAAUGCAGCAGCCUCCACCUGCCUACAACCCCCCGCCCACCUCCAUCUCGGGGUACCAGCCCCCCGGGGUACCUGGGCCCUCCCAAGGGCUCCACCCUCCGCCGCAGUUUAGUCAGGCGCCGCACUUUCUAGGGGGUGAACAGCCCCCUACGGCACCGACGUUAUACCACGGCCACUUCAGCACUAACCCGGCAGGGUUUGGCGGUCAGCCUCCCGUCUCUAUGGGGGGCGGGCCGCCUUUUUAUCCAGGCAGCGGGAACAACAAUUUUGGUGGUUAUCAGACGCAGGGGGGCCACCAGGGCCCGGGGUUUCAUUCAAUGAGUGAAUACCCCGGGCAAAGCCUGGAUGGAUUCAACAAUUUCAAGCUGGAUAGUGAAAGCGGGUCAGGUGGGGGCUCGCGCUCCCCGGAACCUGCGGGAGGAGACACUGGUUCCGAGGCUUCCAUGGACUCCAGCGAGUCGGGCGGCACAACCAGCAGCGUGACCACAGGCGAGGGUACCUUCAGGUGUCAAGACUGUGGCAAACUUUUCAACCGCAUGUGUUACCUGACCCAACACCGCACCACCUACCACGAGGGGGAGAAGCCCUUCAAGUGUGGCACCUGUGGUAAACGUUUCCCUGACGAGCUCGCCUUCAGUGACCACCAGAACAAGCACGCGGGCGACAAGCCGUACAAAUGCGAGGUGUGCCCCAAGCAGUUCAACCACAAGACGGACCUGCGCCGCCACAUGUGCCUCCACACCGGCGAGAAGCCCUUCACGUGCGAGCAGUGCGGCAAGGGGUUCAUCCGCAAGGACCACAUGCUCAAGCACUUCCAGACGCACCGCAAGAAGGCCAUGGCUGCCACCGCCGCUCCCUCCCACCCACCCCAGGGACCGGCCAUCAGCCAUGCGCCACCAGGCUUCCCAGGGCACCAUCCGGGCCACCGCCCCGGGGUUCCACAUGGAGCAAUGGGCCACCCGGGCCACGGCCCUCCGGGUCACCCAGGCCACCCUCCCCAUGUUGUGGCCCCGCCCGUUUACUGAUGACGGCCUAGCUGUGGCCCCGGAGUGGGCGGCAUGACCCCUGUGGGUGACCUGGCCGCGCACGCCGCGCCCGUCUUCCGCCGGUGCUGAGUUCCUGUGGCCGCCACGCCCCACAUCUACCUCACGCGGCUUCCGCCGCCCUGUGAUACCGCGCCAACAUUCCAUGCCGCGGGCGGCCACCCCUGUGCCAUACUGACUCCGCCGCCCAGCCGGGUGGCCGGAGUCGCCCCGGCCCGGCUCCGUGCCUCGCGUUCCGUGCCUGAGGCCUCCGUUACCUCGCAUCGUGUCCUCCUCCUACUGUGAAACACACCCGCUCAGAGGAUCGUGGCCGCCAGUGUGCAGGAAAGUGAACUUACCUGUAUCAGUAUUGUUGUGGCCGCCACGACCCUCAUCCUCUCACCUGCUACUCGACCCGCCUCACCUUCGCCUCCCCGCACGUGCCUCACCUUUGCCUGUCACAGCACCCUUUUUUCCCUCCCUUCUCCCCUCCCUUCCCUCCCCUUCGCUGACCUGGUGGGCACCCUACUCCUCCUCCUUCUCUCCACCUGUGACCCGCACCAAUCCUUCGGCCCACACACAGACGGACAUGUAUACAGUGCAGCGCGUCAAGAGGAGGCGAGAGCAGUGCCCGGCCCUGCGGGGUGGGAGUGAGGGUUGUGGUGGAGCGCCCGUCUGCACUCGGACACCAACAGCAGAAAAAACGGUUACAUGAACAAUACCUCAGAAUACUCGGAAUACCUCAAGCAUGUGUCAAAAACUUAUGCACAAAACCUAACAGGGUUAGUCUUAUGCAAAGUGAUAAUAUGCUACUUGGUGUGAUGUGGCGCCGGAGGUGCAGCAUUUACGGUGUGAGGGUUCUGCUCGCCUCUUCUUAAUUCGAUCAGAUGCUUGUGGCCAUUUUUGGCUAUUGUUAUUUUUACAUGAUUAGCUGUGUACUCGCCCCGGGUGACUCUUACAUGAUUAGCUGUCUACUCGCCCUGGGCAACGGUUACACGCAAAGAAACACGAGUUACCUCAGUGUAAUUUAAUUUUUUUAUACUGUUAUCAAUUGUCUUGAAAUAAUUAUGAUCCCCAAAUUUGUGAAUUUUGAGUGCUUGCCGCAGCGAGCCUGAUGAUUGGUCUACCUCAUUGGCCUGGAAUGUGAGAAAGACAAUGAUGCUAUUCGACACUUAUGUUCUGUUUUCUGCCUAAGGUUGUAUUCAAGUUACGUUGUGGAUACCGAGGGGCACCCUGUAUAUCAUUACCGUUAAUGUUAUGAUAAUGAAACUCAAAUCUAGACCUUAGUGAUAUUCAAUUUAGACAUUAAUAAUGACAUUUGUGUUACGGAUUUUAGAAUUCUUUUUAAGAAUAAAGACUAGUUUUUGUAA